AAUUAGGUGCGUGGGUGCUAAUCGUAGGUGGAGGGGUGUGAUAAACACAGGCGCGUGUGAUGUCUGCAAUGGCAAUGUGUGGUGUGUAUAAUAAGUAGCGAAAGUUGUGUUCAUUAGAAACAUUUCCCAGAGUUGAUACCAUGGAGAUGUGCAGUGCUCCGUUGUACAAAUGUAUACGUACCUAAACAGGAAUAACUCGUGUAUUGUGUGAAAUAUUGGGUGCCGUAUAAUAGUUUUUUUGCAAAACCCACUUCCAUACAACGAGCAUCUGUCACUUCGAUAGACUCUGCAUACUCCGUUCUACUUGUACGAAUUCGCCCCUAGCUAGUUGUCCACCAGUUGGUGAUGACGUUCAAUAGUGGAAUGUACUCGUACAGAUAAGCAUUAUUUCAUGACAGCAUUUUAAUACUAACAGAAAAACGAGCAAUGCUAAAACGUUAUACACCUCCUUGCAUUAUAUUACUGUGUUGAUAUACAGAUGCGUGUUUUAUUGUUUUCAUCGCUCCAGUGUAUCUUGUAGUACGUACCAGACUUGGGUUUGUUCGAUUUGUUACGGAUAAUCCCGAUCAGCCAAGUUGCCCGACUAUUUUGCAAGGGAGGUCCCGUGGUGCUGGAGCACAGCAAACACAAAGACGGCAUCGACGUUGCAGACAACGAGCACAGGAUCUUUAAUUGGCUAAUGUCUUGCACAACUAACAACACUGAGAUUGCAACGGUCGUAAACCAAGGUAAAUACAAGCUUGCUGAUACGUACUUCAAAUCAGAUCAAUGCACUAUGUAGCUGAUAGGAGCGAACUUUAACAAGUUUCUAUGUGUGAAUUCACGUGGCAGCAGUCACAAUGUGAUGGGGGUUGGGGCAUCAGCGUGAGAUGCCCUCUGGGAUGACGCAAGGGCUACUCGGUUGCCGGGGAACGACCGUGUAAACAGGAGUCGGGUGUUUAUAUAUAUAUUUUUUAAAUCAUAUACAUUCGACGCUCACGGUUGUGUUUUAUUGUUGUUCGUAGUUGCUAUUGUUGAGUAAACACCACGGGAUUGUUGGCUGUCGAGUCUCCGUGGGAUGCGAGAGAGACCGGCAGAGAUGUUUGGCCCACAAUGUGAGCGAACUGAUUAAAGGGAUUGCAGACGCGUGGCGAGUUUGUUUGGGAUCGAGGCGGCGUGAUGGAGCAGGUGAAGAAGCCCCCAAUGUGUGCUCCUGGACGCUGGUGCUGGAGGGAUGAGACAAAAUCCCUGGAGUUCGUGAGUGCUUUCGCAUCACCAGACGGGAAAGAGAGGAAGAAGAGGCACAAGGGGCUUCUGCUGCGAGAGGUUGGGGCGAAGCACAGCGACAGAGCAUCGACGGAUGAAGGAAGUGUGAGCAGCUCUACUGGGUGGCGCCCUGGUGGUGGCUUCCUGCAGCCCGCGUCCCAGCACGAGUCUGACACUGUCACAGUGCACCAUGUGAAACAUGUUGCACUCAGCACUUUGGAAGAAACUAUUGAAGCUCAGUUGUCACCUUCGUUUGUGGAUAUGAUAAUGACCCAGCAGUUUGAUGAUUUUUUGAAAUCUCUUCUAAGCUACAUGUCAUGUUUCUUUGUCAAAAUUGCACUUGAAAAAAGACCAAAACCCCUGAUGGCGGAGCCAAGUGCGUCGGAGCAGCGCGAGCUGGCGGAGGUGCUGGGGGCUGUUGAGCGGGCUCACCAACACGUGGCGUGCACCUACUGCGUGCUGCUGCUGGGCAUCGGCCUGCAGCGACACCACCACAUGGCCUGUGGCUCGAAAAAGACUUCUUCAACACAUCGUGACAGAAACAUGUAUGAGUACCUGUACGAGCUGUGUAUCUUGGCAUCCUGGGUGACCUUUCGACGGCAAGACCUAGAACUCAUUGAGCAGGAGCUGAGCCGGCUGCUUCGCUCAGAUGCCUUCAACUUAGCCCCGAGGGCACGUGAGGAUGACCUGGAGGAGGAAGAGGAAUUUUGCAAUGCAGGGCCUGAGCGCCGGAGAAGAAUUACACAGGCAGAAUUCAGAAAAAUGUACCCGAAACGUCCGGCCAUAAUGAGCGUUGUAACCCAGCGAUCUCCCGCAUUGGUCUCUCUCCUACCGACACCCAAAGAGGAGUCCCUCUACCUAUUCAAGCCACUCUGCUUGCCUGUCCAUACCUCUACACUCCCUGCAACAGCUCCAGUGAUCAGCACAAAACCAUCUGCAGAGGAAUGUCCAGAAAUUAAGGUGGGCAUCAUUGGAGAACCACUAAGCCUGUUUGUUGUGAACACGCUGAUGCCACUGGAGCCAGAGCAGGAGUGGGGAAAGGAGGAGGAGCUGGAGAUGGUGCCUAAGGAAACUGCAGGAUCCAGUGCAGGGGAUUUAGAUCUAGCUUGAACUGUCAGCACCAUAAUUUAGGCAUUUGGGCAUCAUCCUUGUCACAAACAUAUUUUGCAUACAGUUGGACAAUUUGACUCCUACACCACCAAGUGAUGCCUGUGGGUUUAAGAAGGCACAAUGACUGCUGAAAGCUUUGCAUUAAAAUGACCUGUGAUUUAAUUAUUUACAAUUGUAUUUUAAGCAAUAGAUUAUAUAACAAAUUCCAGAUUUAGAUUAUAUAACAAAUUCCAGAUUUUUUUUAAUUAUUGCCCAGAGGUUAUUGCAUAAUACAUGUUCCCAAAGGUCACUCCCCUAAUACUCUUAUAUAAGCGCACAACUUUAUCUGUGAUGAACGCUGCACUUUCCGUCGUUAUCAUGCAGGGGGCGCUGCAAACCUACGCACCCCCUGCAUGAACGACGG
Molecule: messenger RNA, 2758 nt
Organism: Petromyzon marinus (sea lamprey)
Lineage: Eukaryota; Metazoa; Chordata; Hyperoartia; Petromyzontiformes; Petromyzontidae
Gene: PPP1R36
Product: protein phosphatase 1 regulatory subunit 36
Biological process (GO): negative regulation of phosphatase activity
Molecular function (GO): phosphatase binding
Source: RefSeq, a predicted model, not a curated record